Molecule: messenger RNA, 1113 nt
Organism: Penicillium pulvis
Lineage: Eukaryota; Fungi; Ascomycota; Eurotiomycetes; Eurotiales; Aspergillaceae
Exons: 1
Coding region: 1-1113 (370 amino acids)
Source: RefSeq, a predicted model, not a curated record
AUGAUGCGAUCGCGCGAUCCGCGCAUCCGGCAGCGAAUCAACCAGAUCUCCCAUAAUAUCGAGUCCGCCAACGAGACCGCCCAGGAAGGACUAUACGCUUUUUCACAAAACUACUUGUCUCCAUGUGUGGCCUCCAUUGGCAACUGCAUUAAUGGAUGUACCGCUCCUUGUUUCCCAAGCCGGGAAGAUCAGCUGAGGCGCCGGCGCCGGGAUAAUGCCGAGGCCAACUUCGAUUUCUACGAUGACUGGGAUAACGCCGAGGAAGAGGAUAGCUUGCUAGGAUGGGGUACCGGAGAAUUGGAUCGCCUUCUAGCGGGCAGUGGGUUGACCCGAAAUACAGCAGAGCAGCCACGCCGGCCAAGAAGGAUGAGUUACGGUACACGUAACACAAGACGGAGGAGUACAGUACACAUCCCGGAUGAUCGCAGCGACCCCACGGUCAUCCCUAGCUCUUCACUGAUCGGAUUUCUGGAACGCUUUCCCUGGAGGUUUGGGGCGAAAGGAAUCAAGUAUCGUCCCUCCGCAGCGGACUUGCAAGAACACCCGGGCAGCUCGCGACGCUAUGCACACGAAGAUGAGCCAUUAAUGGAAGCGACCGAGGAUGAAGGAGGUCUAAUAUCCUAUAAUGAAAAUAGAAGGGAUCGAAGUGGGACUGGCUCGUCUCGCGAUACAUCCAACUCACUGAGCUCUCGUGGAGAUCUGCUACCGAGUGAUGAAGAAGAAGACGCAGUUCCGCUGGACGAUGAAUUUGCUCUUGUUUUUGGACGUCGUGGGACUGGUUUGGAGUCGGAUGAUCAGGGCUCCAAGUCAGAAAUGGUGAGAUCUGCUUCUGGUACUUCCAGUUUAGGGGAUGCAUCGUCCAAGAAGUCAAAUCGCAAGAAGAAAAAGAAGCGUUCAUCCACAAAAUCACCAAUGAGCACAGACCAAGAGAUCAUACACGGUUUCAAUCCCCCGUCAAUGGCGGAUCUGCAAGUCGAGAAGGAUCAGGCGGCACAUGAGGAAUUAAUGAUCAAGAAGAACCGAAUUGCCGCACAAGAACUAGCUGCUAAGCGGGGUCUUCAUCUUGACAACAGUCACCAGGUACACAGCACUAUGAAUCAUUUCGCAAUGUAA